UUUUAUCGGAUACAAUUAAAAUUCGUUCGGAUGUCAAUAAUAGGAGUGUUUUAUCACGUGGGUGUAUUUCUGCCUUGUAAUCGAAGUUUUAAGUGAAUUUUAGUGGCUAAAGUAAGACUUAACCAUGUUGUUAGUAUUAGAUGAUCAACAUAAAGAACAUUUAAAAUUUUUAAAUAAUUUGGAUAGUGCAGUCAUGAGAGAAUUUUGUAAAUUAUCAAUAGAGUUUCUUCAGAAAGGAUCAAAUCCAAAAUUAUAUCAGACAGCAGCACAGAAAUUAAGAGUUGAUGCAGAAAUGGUGCAACAUGCCAUAGAAGGUAUUAUGUAUUUAAUUACAGAAGCAGUUAAGAUGGGUCUAAGUGAUUUGGAAUUAAAGGAUUCAAUGAUAUCAAUUGAUUUGCCAGAAAUCAUUCAAGAAGAAAUAAUGCAGUUUCAUUCUAGCAGGAGGAAUGAUGUGAGAAAGGAAUUAUCAGGAUUAAGCACUGCUUAUCCACAUUAUCAUAAUCUGAAGUGGAGAUUGGAUGUUCAGUUGGCCACGCGCUCUCUCAGACAUCAGACGACUCCAUUAAUUAUGUUGAAAUUAGAAUUAAUACAAGACGAGAAAGUUAAAUCAUUCCUUCUUCAGAUAGAUCCGGUUAAUUUGAUUCAUAUGACUGAAGUGUUGGAUCAAGCACUGAAAGAAUCGAAAUUACAACAUUGCAGAAGAAUCAUGAGACAUAUUAAAUGAAUUGUGGAAAUAUUUUUAAUAUUUGUUUGGGUUAAUUUAAUAUAUUUAAUUAAAAUAUAUUCCACAAUAUUAAAUAAUAUGUGUUGAUUAAGAACUAAAUUACUGCAUUUUUCAAUUCCAUUUUAAGUUUAAUUUACUGAGAAUCAAAUGAUGUUUAAAUUACUUGGUUUAAAACUAUGGCAUUCCUAUGAAACAUAACUAUACUGUAUAUGUUUUAAAAUUAUUUAACAUGUAAUAUCUGCAAAAGAUUAAAAGACAAGUAGAGUUUACAUAUCCUAUUUAUAACAUGCAUUUUUGAUCAAUUGUUUUGUAAUUAGGUAAUUUUGAAUUCUGGUUUGAUCUAUAAUGCAAAUGGAAUAUUUUGUAAUUAUUUUUUGUUUU
Messenger RNA from Centruroides sculpturatus (bark scorpion), 1105 nucleotides. RefSeq names its product COMM domain-containing protein 2-like. NCBI's taxonomy places the organism in Eukaryota, Metazoa, Arthropoda, Arachnida, Scorpiones, Buthidae. Bases 125 to 724 code for a protein of 199 amino acids. The record is from RefSeq and is a predicted model, not a curated record. The transcript has a single exon.